Messenger RNA from Drosophila erecta, 583 nucleotides. RefSeq lists its product as uncharacterized. NCBI's taxonomy places the organism in Eukaryota, Metazoa, Arthropoda, Insecta, Diptera, Drosophilidae. Bases 53 to 577 code for a protein of 174 amino acids. The record is from RefSeq and is a predicted model, not a curated record. The transcript is spliced from 4 exons.
UCUCUUUUCAAUAAACUUUUCUGAAAACUAGUACACUUGAAAAUUUCCUGAAAUGGGCAUCGUCGACAAAUUUCUGUACUUCUUCGAGCUGAAGUACGGAAUACUCAUAAUUGGGUUCGUGGACAUCAUCCAAAGUAUACUCUGCGGGUGCUACUUGCCAUGGAUAAGACGCAAAGUGGAUAAAGAUGUGUCGAUCCUUACAGAGCCGGCGUAUACUAUUUAUGGGCCAUCCCUUCCGAAACGUUCGCAGUUGUACAAGUUUUAUGUUGGUGAAGACUUUUACUUCAAUAGGUUCGGCUAUGCAAUGUAUAUAUUCUGCCUGAUUGUCCUCGUUCUUCACAUUGGCGCCUCCAUACUCAUCAUUGUUUCCGUACUUUCGGAGGAGAAAACAAUGGCUGCCCCCUACGUUGCCACUGCCCUGAUGCGCUUCGUUGUGCUGCUCCUCAUCCUAAUUUGGAUAGUGACCAAGUCGUUCGACUGCACCACCAGUUUUUGGCUGAUAGGCCUGAGUCUGUUUCCAGCUCCCUACUUUUGGCUAACGGUCGUGUCUUGGUAUAACCCGCCGACCUCGGAAUAAACUUAG